GAGAGGAGGAGGAGGAGGAGGAGGAGGAAGAUAGCCACAGUGAGCUAGCAUCAGUGUCUGACUGCAACAGACCAAACGCUCAUGAAACCAUCAUGUCAACGUCGCCCCGUGUUGUUAGGGUGUGACUUUUCGUCGUGUGCGUGCGGAAAAACGCACUGAAAUGUGAGCCGUUGGCUUGGCUUAUUUUAGCUUAGCUUAGCGCGAGGACAGACGGGGGACAUCGGUGUCCCUGAGCAGCAGCAGCAGCAGCCUGUCUUCGGAUGUUAGAGUGUCAUAAAAAAAAAAACACAUCCCUAAACCACCUCGGUGAGCUGAGCUGAGCUGAGGUGAGGACAGCAGCUCCCGGCUGAAGUGAGAAGGCAGCGGGGGAGAAGAGCAGCAGCAGCAGCGCCGCAUCACCAUGAAGUUCACAGAGCAUCUCUCCGCUCACAUCACCCCGGAGUGGAGGAAACAGUACAUCCAGUAUGAGGCUUUCAAAGAGAUGAUCUAUGCUGCUCAAGACCAGGCUCCAUCUGUUGAAGUCACCGAUGAAGAUACAGUCAAGAGGUACUAUGCCAAGUUUGAGGAAAAGUUCUUCCAGACAUGUGAAAAAGAACUGGCCAAGAUCAACACCUUCUACUCUGAAAAGCUGGCCGAGGCUCAGCGGCGCUUCGCCACGCUGCAGAAUGAGCUGCAGUCCUCGUUGGACGCCCAGAGAGAGAGCACGGUGCAUGGGCGGGGCCUGAGGAGAAGGAAGACGGUGUUUGCCCUGUCGCAGCAGGAGCGAUGCAAACACAGAAACAUAAAGGACCUUCAGCUGGCCUUCUCCGAGUUCUACCUCAGCCUCAUACUGUUGCAGAACUACCAGAACCUGAACUUCACAGGUUUCAGGAAGAUCUUGAAGAAGCAUGACAAGAUUUUGGAGACACCGAGGGGGGCCGACUGGAGGGUGGUCCAUGUCGAAGUGGCUCCAUUUUACACUUGCAAGAAAAUCACACAGCUCAUCUCGGAGACGGAGGCGUUGGUCACAACAGAGCUGGAAGGUGGUGACAGACAGAAGGCCAUGAAGAGGCUGAGGGUCCCUCCACUGGGAGCUGCACAGCCUGCUCCUGCCUGGACCACCUUUAGAGUUGGACUUUAUUGCGGCGUUUUCCUGGUCUUAUUGGUUUCUGUGGUCAUCACAGGAGCUGUGGUGAUUGAUAGCGAUGAUGUUUGGCCUAUGGUCAGGAUCUACAGAGGAGGAUUCCUUUUAAUAGAGUUCCUCUUCCUGUUAGGCAUUAACACGUACGGCUGGAGACAGGCAGGAGUCAACCAUGUGCUCAUAUUUGAGCUCAACCCCAGGAACAACCUGUCUCACCAACAUCUGUUUGAGAUUGCAGGUCUGCUGGGUGUGCUGUGGUGCGUCAGCCUGCUGUCGUGUCUCUUUAGGAACAGCAUCCUGGUGCCAAUGCAGGCAAACCCUCUGGCUCUCUACGGCUUCUUCUUCCUCUUCCUCAUCAACCCCCUCAAGAUGUGCUACUACAAGUCACGCUUCUGGCUACUUAAACUCCUGUUCCGAGUGGUGACCGCCCCGUUUCAUCGCGUAGGCUUCGCAGACUUUUGGCUCGCUGACCAGCUCAACUCUCUGGUGGUGGUUCUGAUGGAUCUGGAGUACAUGAUCUGUUUCUACAGUUUUGAACUGAACUGGAAGAAACAUGACGGACUCAUCAGCAGUGAAGGUAGAGACGUGUGUAAUUCAUACUCCUAUGGCGUCCGUGCGGUGAUUCAGUGCCUUCCUGCGUGGUUCCGAUUCGUCCAGUGUCUCCGACGUUACCGUGACACCAAGCGGGCCUUCCCUCACCUGGUGAAUGCUGGGAAAUACUCAACAUCUUUCUUUGUUGUCACCUUUGCUGCCCUGUACAAGACACACAAAGCCGAAUCUCACGCUGAUACCCACAUCUUCCUCUACUUGUACAUCUGCUGUUCCGUGAUCAGCUCAUGUUACACACUGGUGUGGGAUCUAAAGAUGGACUGGGGCCUGUUUGACCGCAACGCAGGAGAGAACGCCUUCCUGAGAGAGGAGAUUGUCUACCCUCAUAAGGCGUAUUACUACAGCGCUAUAGUGGAGGAUGUGCUGCUGCGUUUCUCAUGGACUUUGACCGUCACCCUCAACACAGUCUCUGGCUUUCAUGGCAUGUCUGACGUUCUGACUACUGUGCUCGCCCCGAUGGAAGUCUUCAGGCGCUUUGUGUGGAACUUCUUCCGACUGGAGAACGAGCACCUGAAUAACUGUGGUGAGUUCAGGGCCGUCAGAGACAUCAGCGUGGCUCCGCUCAACGCUGACGACCAGACGCUGCUGGAGCAGAUGAUGGACCAGGAGGACGGAGUCAGGAACCGACAGGGAAAGAAGAACUGGAAGAGGAGCUACAGCAUGAGUCUACGUAGGCCACGGCUCGCCUCACAGUCCAAAACCCGUGACACCAAGGUUCUGAUAGAGGACACUGACGAUGACUCCUGACAUCAGGCCACGCCCCUCGCCUGGGUCCAGAAUUUGUUCAAAGGAGGGAACUCCACCUCCUAACCGACAAGUUACCCGGCGAGUGUGGCGUUGAAACUCAACAAAAGGACGAGUUUCAAACUCUCAUGCCUACAUAAUAUUCUACGUUUUCAGUGCAGGAGCCUCUGCUCGGGUUCACACUGAAAUACACUCGAUUAAACAAACCCAGCAGAGGGUCAUCACACUCCUCCUCCUCCUACCUUCGUGAGGCUUUUCACUUCAACUCCACCAGAUGACAAACCUGUGUCUCUGACUCCACUUCAGCCGCAGCCUCGCAUGAAUGGAACGCAGAACAUUCGUCCUCAGAGACAGCAAGCGUCCCCUGCUCCCUCACGGUGCCACACCACUACUCCCUCACAGAACGAGGCCGACCACACCGAGUUGACCGCUGCUGAAAAGUUCCCCUCCUCCUGCUCUCAGCUGCAGGAGAAAGGCCUUGAAUAAAUGAAGAACCAUUUAAACCUCAUGUCCACCUGUAAUCUGGAUCCUGGAGUGAAUGGGAAGAAAAGGGUGACAGACGUUGGUCCCCGGUCUGACGGCACAGUGUUCCUGCACAUUGACACUGUCGCUGCUCUACAGCUUCAUCACAGAGCUGCCUACGUGCACCUUACAUGCUUCACACACACACACACACACACACACACACACACACACACACACACACACACACUUGCACUUUGUAGGAAGUGUGAGGUGAUUCCUAUAGUGUGUUUGAACUCACACCCAGUGAUUUUAAUGUUUUAUUGUUCAUGGACGUGCAUAGCUAGAGAAAGCUCACACACACACAUACAUACACACACACACACAUACACAUACAUACAAAGAGAGACUAUAUUAUUUGUAAUGGUUGUAAAUAAGAAAAAGGACCAAAGCAGGAGGUGGUGAUUAGUGUGAGAACACCAAACAGCAGUUUUUGUUUUCAGGUCAAGGAUUGUUGUCUUAUUUGUCCCACAGAAACUUCCAGUCACACCGUGUGACGAAGAAUCCUCCUUUUGGAAUAGUGAAACUUUUUUUUUUUUUUUUUUGCUGAAUGUUUGCCAACAUAUUUAUGUGUGGAUGCGUGGGAGAGACACCCGGAUGUACCACCUGUGUGUCAACCCAUUUAGGUCAGUCCGCUUUUGAAAAACUUCAACAACAACAAAAAAAAAAGGAGUGAA
Molecule: messenger RNA, 3672 nt
Organism: Solea senegalensis (Senegalese sole)
Lineage: Eukaryota; Metazoa; Chordata; Actinopteri; Pleuronectiformes; Soleidae
Product: xenotropic and polytropic retrovirus receptor 1 homolog
Exons: 16
Coding region: 401-2476 (691 amino acids)
Biological process (GO): phosphate ion transport; cellular response to phosphate starvation
Cellular component (GO): plasma membrane; Golgi apparatus; cytoplasm
Molecular function (GO): inositol hexakisphosphate binding
Source: RefSeq, a predicted model, not a curated record